Molecule: messenger RNA, 936 nt
Organism: Mycena indigotica
Lineage: Eukaryota; Fungi; Basidiomycota; Agaricomycetes; Agaricales; Mycenaceae
Product: DUF2263 domain-containing protein
Exons: 1
Coding region: 1-936 (311 amino acids)
Source: RefSeq, a predicted model, not a curated record
AUGUCGAGCCGAACUCUCAAUGAAGUGGCUCCCACAUUCGUUUCUCGACCACGCGACGAGCUCAAAGUAAUUGCACGCGCAACACUGGCAGCGGUCGAACAAGGAUUUUACACGGACAGCGAGUCGGCAAGACAUCCAUUUGUUGAUCUCUCUUCAGAGGCGAACUCGACAACUUGCUACGACAAAGAUUCCUUUGUGGACUGGAGAAGCGUGAUCAAGCGACGGAGUGUGCCGACAGAGUGUCUAAUAUACCAAGCUUCUACUUUACAAGCAAUACGACAAAAACACGCCGAUCUUCCAACUUCGAGUCGACUGGCAAUUCUGAAUUUUGCCUCGGCGACUUCCCCGGGAGGCGGCUUUCUGGGCGGGGCCCGGGCGCAAGAAGAGACGCUUGCACGGUCCUCGAACCUCUACUCAUCGCUGUCCAGCCCGAUCGCAGCGCCGUUCUACUCUGCCCACAACACAAAAUCGGAUCCACGAUUUUCCCAUGCUAUGGUGUUCACUCGAAACGUUCGAUUUACACGCGAUGACGCUGGCAACUGGCUACCCCCUGUCGACGUCGACGUGCUCACGAGCGCCGCAGUCAACGUCAAUGCCCUGCGAAAGUCCCUCCACCUGCCAGCCGAACGUCCUCUGCCGGCAGACCAAGACACCGAAGUAGAAAGUAUCAUGCGGGAGCGAAUGACACGGAUACUGGCCGCAUUUGCGCACAACGGGGCGGAAGACAUCGUGCUCGGCAGCUUUGGCACCGGGGCGUUCCGCAACAGGGUCGAUUUCGUAGCAAAAACAUGGGCGGAGCUGCUCGCUGGUCCGUUCCAGGACGUUUUUCGAUGUGUGGUGUUUGCGGUCAUCGACCAAGGGAGUUGGCGGAUGUUUAAAGAUGUGUUUACGCAGAUUGGGGUACACUUUACAGAGGAAGUAGCAGAGCCUAUCUAG